UUCAUCUGCAAACUUUGCCACCCCACUGUUUACACCUUUUUCCAGGUGGCUUAUGAAUAUAUUGAACAACACUAGUGAUAGGAGCCCUGCAGUUUUUGACAUCAGGUGUCUUUGAAAAAGGGCGGGUCCAGUCACAAUGGCUAUUGAAGCAUAGUACCUAAUACAUUUGACCUCUCAAAUUGGUAACUCCUUAUUCCCACCACAGUCACUGUUUAAAAUUUGCCUGAUUCCUGUGCACAUUUGUUUAGGAAGAGGGGAGCAAAUGCUGUUUUUUGUCUCAGAAGGCCUGUAACAGAAUGGUUUGGGCAGAAAUGUGCACGUUACAGGGGUGGGGACGCAAGUAGAUAUUAAAUGGCAGUGGGACACUGUGGAAGGCGUCAGGACAGAAAUCUAGUUUUUUUUUGUUUUAAACCAAACAUGACUAGAUAUGCUGCUAUUAUUACUAGUGUUACAAUAGUGCAAGUAAACCAAGAAUAUCAAUAGUGAGUAGAAUCAAUAAGAGGAUAUUAGAAAUGCAGCUAGUUACUUUCAGUGAUUUGUGACACUGUUCCUGUUUAAAAGGAUCACUGACCAUACCUGUCUCUCUGUACAACUGGACCCCAUUUUCUGUCUGUCUGGCCUUAUCAAACAGAGAUGCAGACCUCAUGCACAGCUGGCUUUAGUUGGAUUCCAUGUGGCUGGAAGGGGCCUUGAUCAGCUCUGACCUCUCCAGAAGGUGGCACUGCAGUCAGUGGGAAGUGACAGUUCUUGGCAGUUCGAGAACACUAAUGAUCGGCAGCUUGCAUUCUCAGAGCACUGCUUGCUCACUAACCACCCCUCCCAAAUCCUCAGUGGGUACCUAACAGUCAUCCCCUGCUCUCCACGCUGCCAGCUUGAGUGGCUAGGCAAAAAGGAUGGGUGGAAACUGAACGUAAACGGUCCUCUUCAAAACUGUCCCACUGUCCUAGUGUAGACAGAGCCUCUGAGCGACUCUGGUAGGGUAAGGAGUGGGGUGAGCUUGGCUCUCAGGGCCAUAUCUGAGGAAUAAGCAGAUGCAUUCUGUUCUGUGUAGCUUCCUUUCUGGAGGGGUUAGCGAUUUGUAGUCAAGACGCUGAGGAGUAGUCUGUGCAGAUGCAGUUCAGCCAUAGGUUUCAAACCCUCCCUCCUGUAGGAGCGUGUUCUUGCUGAGAGCUGUGGCGAGUCUGCUUCGUCUAGCUAUGGCCUAACUUUGCAACCAUUACCCAGGGCAACGUGUGGGAGCCGUCCCAUUGAAGUCAGUUGGACUGCUCCUGUGUGGAAGUGCUGCUUGGCAUAAAUAACUUGAAGGUGCCUGGGAGCCUUGCUGCUGCCCUGUUUGCAGAAACCAGACCUGGCUGAUUCUCUGCAGACGUGGAGGGCUCAUGAACCUGCGGUGGGGUCCCUGACUGGCAGACUAACCUGGCUUCUCUUUAAAUCCUAACGUGCUCUGUUUUGAAACUGCAUCCAUCCUCCAAGAGCUGUAAUGGCAAGGCGCUGCUGGAAGAAGCUGAGCCGAGGGGCCUGACGGACACUCUGGUGCUGAAUGGCAGGAAGGUGGAUGAGCGGCAGGGCCUGCCUGCCAUGGCCCACAGCCAGCUGGAGGGAUCGAACAAGGAGGCAGCGCUGCGACUCCUCAGCGUGGGGCUGGAGCAGCGCCCCCCUCUGCAUUCGGCCUACAUCCCGGUGCCCAGGCAGAGAAAGCUGUCGGGCAAGGCGGGGAUAGACGAGGUCAUGGCAGCCGCAGUUCUCACCAGCCUGUCCACUAGCCCUCUAGUGCUUGGCAACCCGCCUGGCACCCUCAGCCCAGCAGAGCCCAGCGGCGAGGCCUGGAAGGAGGGUCCUGCCAUGUCCUCCAGCUACAGCAGCAGCAGCAACAACAGCGGGGACUGGAGCUGGGACCCUCCGAGCGACCGCUCCACCCCGUCCACCCCGUCGCCGCCGCUCUCCACCGACGUGGCCAAGAGCUUCCUGCCGGCCCCCCAGCUGGACGACGGCAUCGAGGAGACCGAAGCGACCCACUUCCUCUUCGGAGACCCCAUUCCCCGCAAGAGGAAGGUGCGGAGGACGGGAGCUGGAACGAACUCCACCAAGGUGAUGUUCAAGUGCUUGUGGAAAAGCUGUGGCAAGGUUCUGAGCAGCUCCUCGGGGAUGCAGAAGCACAUCCGAACCGUCCACCUCGGCCGGAAAGCCGACCUGGAUCAGAGCGACGGCGAGGAGGACUUUUACUACACGGAGCUGGACGUCAACGUGGACUCCCUGACAGACGGGCUGUCCAGCCUGACCCCUGUCUCGCCCACCUCUUCGGUGCCCCCAGCCUUCCCUGUCCUGGAGGUGCAGCGAACCCCGCCGGUGCUGGUGAAGCCCGAGGACUCUGUGGAGUCUCCUCUGAGUCAUUCAGCUCCAACGAGCCUGUGCCAUGUCCACACGGACCACGCCUAUCAGGUGGGCCAUGUGGAAAAGCAGGCGAUGGCUCCCGUCAGCAUCUCAGCUGCUUCGAAAACCCUGCCUGGCGGGAUGGGCUUCAGCAUCUCCUGGCAGCCACCCCCAGCGCCACAGUCACCAGUUGUUUUUAAAGGGUCCCCGGGCUGCCUGACUGCGCUCCGCCCCGUCGGCGUGGGAGAGAGGCGGCUGCAGAUCCCCCACCCGACUGUCACUGCGGCGCCCCCCUCUGUGCCAAAGCCUGCCGCGGGCACCAGGAAGCCCCGCGGCGAGGCCAAGAAGUGCCGCAAGGUGUACGGGAUGGAGAACCGGGACAUGUGGUGCACAGCCUGCCGGUGGAAGAAAGCUUGUCAGAGGUUCGUCGACUGAGCGCCCCCCUACCCCCCGCACCUGGCCCCGCUGCCCGAGCCCCCAGGCCCCUCUGGCUCCAUUGGAACCUCCGAGCUCUGGAAAGUCAGCGUCAACGCUUCCUUCUUGCACGUUUUGCACUUCAGGUGCCUUCGAGCCCCGACCCCACCUCCUGGCCCCCAGGGACUCGGCCGUGGCUAGCCGGAAACUGCCCCGGACUCAGGAAAAAGGAGCCCCUUGGCCUGCAGUUGCUCUGAGGAAUUGUAGGGCGGUGAUUCUAGGCGUGAGGAGGAGGGGUGAAAGGAAGGGGCUGUCCUUGAAAAGGAAAAACUCAUUCCCCCCUCCACCCCCAUUGGUGCGACACGGCUCCCGACGCCAUCUUACAUCAGGUUCCCUCCGGGAUCGGGCCCCUGAGAGCCAUUCGUCUGGCGCUAUAUUUUUGGUUUUUUGCGGAGCCUUGUCCUGUCUCCUCCCCGCCAGCGUCGUGCUCUUGCCUCUUGGAAGCUUUACACUUACACACACGUACGCACGGAGCUUUUCUGAUCACUCUCUUUUGGAAAUAAGCUAUUUUCUCUUCCUUCACUACGUUCCUCCCGCCGUCUGACUGCCUUCAGGGAUCUGGCCGAGCCAGGGAUGUCCGUGCGCUGGGAUCCGGCGGUGGGAGGCCAGUAUCAGCCGCCAGCUCCAUAUCGCGCCGUGGUAAAGGAGGGGAGCGGACCUGGUGCCGUGCAUGCACGGGAAGCCGAGAGCUCCUUUCCCUCUUGGUUUUUGCUUUGGAAUCUUGCCGACCACAGUUCGCCACCGAAAUGGACUUUAGACCAAGAAAAGGACCCAGCCUGGCCUCCCGCUGCAGCCCGCUGGGAUGUGCCGAGGUUCCGAGCAGCAGUUUUCUACCCUUCUUUUUUAUCUCCUGGUUUUAAGGUGCCAUGUCCGAUCUGAGUCCUGACUCUGGUGGGCUAAAACACCCAGCGUCCCUGGGGCAAGGGGGGACGGUGCUGUUAUCUCCCCCACUCCUGCAGGGAAUUCUCGAUUGAGGGGUGUGGGGGGGGGAGAUGGACUCAGCCACAGACGCCUCAACCAUUUGAAGAUGUUUGUGUGGUCAGAUCUUUGAGCUCUGUGUCCACGAUGGACACGGGGGGGGGGG
Terrapene triunguis (Three-toed box turtle) is the source of this 3928-nucleotide messenger RNA. It is a transcript of the gene SLC2A4RG, whose product is annotated as SLC2A4 regulator. Gene Ontology annotation, cellular component: nucleus. NCBI's taxonomy places the organism in Eukaryota, Metazoa, Chordata, Testudines, Emydidae. The coding region runs from base 1579 to 2805 and encodes 408 amino acids. The transcript has 11 exons. Gene Ontology annotation, molecular function: DNA-binding transcription factor activity; RNA polymerase II cis-regulatory region sequence-specific DNA binding. The record is from RefSeq and is a predicted model, not a curated record. Gene Ontology annotation, biological process: regulation of transcription by RNA polymerase II.